AUCCUCGUCAAACUUCUCACAUCCCAACCUCACCUACUCAUUUCUCUUUUCUUGAUACCCGUCUGGCUCAAGUAUAAACUUCAGAGUGCCAAUUUCUCUUCUUUGUGAUCUUUUUCUCUCGCAGUCGAUACAGCCUGUUGAUUUUCCUAUCGCCUCCCUUCUGUUGCCUCUGCCCACAAGACACCUUGGAAGCAGUUAUCGAACAACACAUAUACAAUCAUUUAUCGCGAAGACAUCUAUAUCCAUCUCGAUCGUCAAAGAGUGGUCGAGUUUAUCAGGCAGCCACCUACUUCGCAUCAUCAUGAACAGUUUGGUGGCUACGCCUCCUGUUCCUCCACACUUUUACGAACAUUCUCGCUUCUCUCCUUCACGUUCCAUGUCUACACCAGCACAGCAGAGUAGCAACCGAAAACGCAAGGCCGAAGACGAUGGCAACGAUGUCGAUAUCCGCAUGUCCGCUUCUCCUACCAACUCUCCAGCUUUUACUCCACGUCCUUUGCCGAAUCGCCAGAUGAAACGUUCCCGUCCAAAUGUAUCCGGUCGGCCUUUAUCAUUACCCAGACUUCUCGAGACGUUAGAUACGGAUGCUUUACGGUCGGUGCUACAGGCAGUCUGCCAGCGUCACCCAGAGCUAGGUGACGAGGUCGUUCACACUGCUCCACGCCCGAGCGUGUCGUCAACGCUGCAAGUACUUCGAAAUUAUCAGUCGACUUUACAAACAUCGAUUCCCUUGGGAAGCGGCGAGUACCUUUCCGACUAUGCAUAUAACCGAGUGAAGCAACACCUUUUCAACUUACUCGAUGCUCUCAGCGAUUUCACACCACAUUUCCUGCCUCCCAACGAAUCACAGACAUCGGUUUCCCUUACUUAUCUUGACGGGGCAACGGAUAUUAUACAUAGUUUGCCGAAAUGGCAGACACCACGACAUAACAUCGGCCGUGACUCAGCCUACGAGGAAAUUUGCAAGGCUUGGGUACUGGUUAUUCGUGAAGCCGCCAAACGUGGCGGAGGUAUACAACUACAAUACGGAGGCUGGGAUCAGAAACUAGCGAAACACAACGAGACUUCCGGUGGCAAAUUGCAAGACGCAAUCAAUGAGCUACAGAACAGCCUGGGUUGGAUGGGUUCAUCUGCGUUGCCGGGUGUUGGUGCAGCCGGUACACAAGGAGGUGAUCAAACCUCCAUCCGCGAACAGCUCCUAUCUGGAACAUAUGGUAUGGGCAUGCCUCUGAAAGUUGGACCCUGGUAGACAACAGAACAUAGUUCAUCAUGAUCUGGAUCUUUUCUUUCUUUCUUUGCUGUCGAUACGCUUUCGAUAUUACGGCCUACAAACUUUUAUUACGACACGACACAUAAUGAUACCUGCAUCAGUCCUAGAGAGUUCGUGAAACCCACCGGCGUUACCAGUUUUAAAGCUCUUCUUGAUAUUUGAUUCCGGAGUUGAAGUGAGAUGGAUUUGGAUAGGGUUGAUAAAGCUAUAAAGCGGAGGCAAACUUAACAAGGUUUGCUAUCAUUUGUCUUAUCAACAGAUACUUCUUCAUAUUUCUUAUAUUUGCUCCAAAAGACAUACUACAUUCCUGUCCCUUUUCUUUUUUCCCCUCGACAUUCUCAUUCUUUCACUUGCUUGAUUCCUUUGCUUUUUACUUCCUACCUAACAGUUAAGGAGUUAUUGGCUACGAGUGUCUUUUUCUUUUUCUUUGUUUACAAAUCGAUUCAUCAUGCACAUCAUCCAUAUAUCACUACAUGUCAUUCAUUGUCGGCAUUUCUGCCAGUAUUAUAAGCGGGCAUUUUAUUCGUCUCGCUGUUAUCGACUAGGAAGAAUAUAUUAUAAAUAGGUCC
Messenger RNA from Talaromyces stipitatus ATCC 10500, 1839 nucleotides. Its product is annotated as nuclear envelope protein Cut8. The coding region runs from base 302 to 1249 and encodes 315 amino acids. The transcript is spliced from 2 exons. Gene Ontology annotation, cellular component: nucleus. Lineage: Eukaryota; Fungi; Ascomycota; Eurotiomycetes; Eurotiales; Trichocomaceae. The record is from RefSeq and is a predicted model, not a curated record. Gene Ontology annotation, biological process: proteasome localization; nuclear protein quality control by the ubiquitin-proteasome system.